Molecule: messenger RNA, 3382 nt
Organism: Electrophorus electricus (electric eel)
Lineage: Eukaryota; Metazoa; Chordata; Actinopteri; Gymnotiformes; Gymnotidae
Gene: slc27a6
Product: solute carrier family 27 member 6
Biological process (GO): long-chain fatty acid import into cell; long-chain fatty acid metabolic process
Cellular component (GO): plasma membrane; endoplasmic reticulum membrane
Molecular function (GO): long-chain fatty acid transmembrane transporter activity; long-chain fatty acid-CoA ligase activity
Source: RefSeq, a predicted model, not a curated record
CACAGUAUUUAAGUGACGUAUUCGCCUGAGACGUAGUUAUGUUUGGUGUUCAGUAGUUGUGUUUUAUGGUCUCGCUUUGCUUGUGUAUUUAAAGGGUUGGUUGAUUACUAAGGCAGAGUCAUGCUUUUCUCGCUAACAUGGUUAACAUCUCUUCUUGCGGGUAUUGUAUUUGCGCAUAUCACACAGCGUCUAUGUUUCCCAUAUUUCUGGAAAGACCUCGUCUAUUUGAUUAAAGUGAUUAGAUAUGGAGCUCGGUUAGAAUUCUACAAAAGGACUUCAAAAGUCUUGACCGUAAUAGACAGGUUCGUUCAAGAAGCGCGACGGUCUCCGAACAAACCGUUUUUAAUUUACGAAGGCAUAACUUAUACCUACAAGGAAAUAGACGAACGUAGCAACAAAGUGGCGCAAGUAUUAGAUCAAUACGGGGCCGUGAAAAAGGGGGUCACAGUCGCGCUACUGAUGAACAACGAACCCGAUUUCAUCUCUGUCUGGUUUGGACUUAGCAAACUGGGAUGUGCUGUGGCUUUCCUCAACACAAACAUCAAAUCAAGGUCCCUGCUACACUGUUUCAACUGUUGCGGAGCCAAAUUGCUGGUUGUUGGUACAGACCUGUUGGACAGCUUGGAGGAAAUUCUGCCUAAUCUACAGGAGGACAAUAUCUCAGUAUGGGCCAUGAAGAAGCAGAUCUCCCACCCUGGGGUACACACUUUACUGGACAAGGUGGAGCAGGCCUCACAUGAGCCUGUGGCAGCUGAACGCCGCACUGUCACCUCGCUCAAGACGGCCACACUUUACAUCUUCACUUCAGGGACCACUGGGUUACCAAAAGCUGCAGUCAUCUGUCAUUUGCAAUCUCUAAAGGCAGCAGGUGGGCUCUGGGCAUAUGGCGGCACAUCAGAGGAUGUGAUCUACACACCACUGCCUCUCUACCACACUGCAGCCUCUCUCAUUGGUAUUGGAGGCACCAUAGAGUUAGGUGCAACGUGUGUUCUGAAGAAGAAAUUUUCAGCCUCACAGUUUUGGAAUGACUGCAGAAAGUAUGAUGUUACUAUCUUCCAGUAUAUUGGAGAGCUGUGCCGUUAUCUGUGCAAUCAGCCCGAGGCUGAGAAUGAGAAAGAUCAUAAAGUGCGUAUGGGCGUGGGAAACGGCCUUCGUCCAGACGUAUGGAAGGAGUUACAUCGCCGAUUCGGGGAGAUCCGCAUGUGCGAGUUCUAUGGCUCCACUGAGGGCAACCUCUGCUUCAUGAAUCACAUUGGCAAGAUUGGAGCAGUUGGCCGCUGUAACUUCUUCUACAAGCUUCUGUUAAAGUACAACUUGGUGCAAUAUGACAUGGUGAAAGAUGAGAUUGUGAGAAAUGAAAAGGGUUUCUGUGAGCAUGUUAAGCAAGGUGAGACGGGACUGUUGUUGUGUAAGAUCAAUUCCCAGAGUCCCUUCUUUGGUUAUGCUGGGAACAAAGAGCUGACUGAGAACAAACUCUUAAGGAAUGUUUUUGUCAAAGGAGAUGCCUAUUUUAACACAGGAGACCUGAUGGUUGAAGACCAGGAGGAUUUUAUCUGCUUUAAGGACCGCGUUGGUGAUACUUUUAGAUGGAAAGGUGAAAAUGUGGCUACUACUGAGGUGACAGAGCUUCUGGGAUUGCUGGACUUUAUUCAGGAAGCCAAUGUGUAUGGCGUGGAGGUUCCAGGUCACGAGGGUCGGGCAGGCAUGGCAGCUGUAAUUGUGAGGCCCGGCUGCUCGUUCGAUGGGAAGAAGUUGUUCAACAUCACAACAGCAUACCUGCCCAGCUAUGCUCGACCUCUUUUUAUUCGAAUACAGGAGACUAUGGAGAUAACAGGCACAUUCAAACAGCAGAAGUUCCGUCUGGUGCGGAGUGGAUUCAACCCUUCCACCAUCACUGACCCGCUCUACUUUGUGGACUACAAUGAGCAGUGCUACAUUCCCCUCACAGACUCUGUCUAUGAAAGCAUAGUGUCAGGCCAGCGGAAGCUUUAGCUCUUAAAGAGCAAAGGGAUCUAUUACAGUACCAGAGCAGAAGCCCGAAUCCAUGCUGUCACAAAGGGAGGGCCUGAUUCUGCCCAACUCAUUUAUAGUGUUGUAUAUUUGAUGGCCCCUGAAAGCAACCCAAGAUGGAUGCCAACCUAAAUAAUGAAUCACUUCCUAUUUUGUGAGCAUUUCACAUGGACAGGCAGUGGUUAAUAAUAAAUUAGAGAGAUUUGAUAAGUUGCGUAACCUUUGUGGAGCGCAAGUGAGCCUGAUUGCUAGCAUAGAGCAUGAACAGAUGGCAGAGUGGUUCGUCUGAAUCUUGCCAUGGCCCACCUGGUGUCAGGUUCCCCUUAUUCCCCAGACAUUGUCUGCCUGUCUGGCUAGUGUGAUGCAGAAGGGUAGUUGACCACAGACACGAAUGCAUAACAAUCCACUUUAAUUUCACCUUUCGCUGGCUUCCCUUUGAGUCAGUUUCUCCAGUGUUUCCCUACCAGCGCCGAUCAUUUCAACACAGAAAACCCUCACCAGCAAAAAAACAGAAAUCUGAAACUAGACUUCCAGUAUAUUUAAAGCUACAGUCUGUAAUUACAUACCUAUGUACAUAUUUAUAUGUGCAUUGUUUGGAGGUAUUUCCUUUUGUAUACAUAAGGACCCAAGAAUAACUUCGCAACAUACUGUGGACUCUUUAAAACUGAGCAGGGCAAUUUGCUUUCAAGCCCUUCUAACAGUGGUCAUGCAGAUCAAGGAAAGGCUUUAAUGACUUUGUUGUAAACCACAGAGUGUAUCUUUAAAUAACUCUUCUUCCUGUGUUCAUGAAGGUUAACUUGUCUAUUGCUAUAAGCUGCUGUGAUAGUGGGUAACAUCCCUGCCUCUCCUGUGGGGAGAUAAGAAUUCAGUCCCCCUUAUCUGGGUAAGUGCACCAUGCUAUACCAAUAGUUAGUCCUUGUGCAGGACUCCUAACACUGCAUUUGCCUACCUCAUGUAACAAUUGAAACUGAAAUUUACUCUGGGUAAAAGUGUUUGCUAAAUAUAAAUGAAAGCCUGGUCUGUGCAGACCCUAUGAAUUCAAAGCCACACACACACACACACACACACAUACUCACACACAAAGGCUGUACUUGUUCCUGUUGUGCAAUUUAAAGCAGAAAUACUUGUUGAUAGUUUGCUUUUUAACUCCAGAAGCCAUUAUUUCUUUUAAUUUAAACCACUCAAAUACAAAGCUAAAUAAUAUUUCUUUAUAACUGCCUUUAAAAGUACAUGCAAAUACACUAUGAUUAAAAAUGCAUUAACUGUAUCUGUAUUAUAUACAUUAUGCUGUUUUAUAUAAACAGUAUGCCUUUUUUUUUAUCUGCAUGUACAGUAUUAUCAAAAAUUAAAAUGCAUAUACACAUGUAAUAAA